AUGAGCAGAAAGUCCCAGAACAACACGGACAGUAAGUCCCAGGACAACAUGGGCAGUGAGUCACAGAACAACAUGGGCCGUGCGACCUGGAACAACACGGGCAAUGUGUCCCUGAGCAACACCGGCAAUGGGUCCUCGAACAACACGCUCAGUGAGUCUCAGAACAACACGGACAUUGAGUCUCAGAACAACACGGGCAAUGACUUCCAGAACAUUACAGGCAGCAGUGAGUCCUGGAACGACACGGGAAGCGAGUCGCAGAACAUUAUAGGCAGCAAGUACCAGAACAACACGGGCAGUGAAUCCCUGAACAACCCGGGCAGCGAGUCCUGGAACAACACGGGAAGCGAGUCGCAGAACAUUAUAGGCAGCAAGUACCAGAACAACACGGGCAGUGAUUCCCAGAACAAUACGGAUAGUGAGUCCCAGAAGAACACGGUCAGCGAAUCCCGGAACAUGAGCAAAAAGUCCCAGAACAACACGGGCUGCAGUGUGCCCUGGAACAACGCGGGCAGCGAGUCCUGCAUCAACGCGGGCAGUGAGUCCUGGAACAACACAGGCAGUGAGUCUCAGAACAACACAGGCAGUGUGCCCUGGAAGAACACGGGCAGCAAGUCCCAGAACAACACGGACAGUGAGUCCCAGAGCAAUACGGGCAGUGUGCCCUGGAACAACGCGGGCAGCGAGUCCUGCAUCAACGCGGGCAGUGAGACGUGGAACAACACGGGCAGCAACAAUUCCGAGAACAACACCGGCAGCGAGUCUCCGAACAACACGGGCAGUGAAUCCCAGAACAACAUGGUCAGUGGGACCGAGAACAAAAUGGGCAGCGAGUCCUGGAACAACACGGUCAGUAAGUCCCUGAACAAUAUGGACAAUAAAUCUCAGAACAACCCGGGCAGUGAGUCCCUGAACAACGCGGACAGUGAGUCCUGGAACUACGCGUACAGAGAGUCCUGA
This is a messenger RNA of Hemiscyllium ocellatum (epaulette shark), 960 nucleotides long. RefSeq names its product protein rtoA-like. The record is from RefSeq and is a predicted model, not a curated record. Lineage: Eukaryota; Metazoa; Chordata; Chondrichthyes; Orectolobiformes; Hemiscylliidae. The coding region runs from base 1 to 960 and encodes 319 amino acids. The transcript is spliced from 4 exons.